Messenger RNA from Glycine soja, 1517 nucleotides. Its product is annotated as protein NDL2-like. NCBI's taxonomy places the organism in Eukaryota, Viridiplantae, Streptophyta, Magnoliopsida, Fabales, Fabaceae. The transcript is spliced from 11 exons. The coding region runs from base 145 to 1179 and encodes 344 amino acids. The record is from RefSeq and is a predicted model, not a curated record.
GAAUUGGCACGGGGGGUUGAGCGUCGGUGACUCGUGCGAGACAAGCACGGAAUGGACACAUACUGGUACUAACAGAACUGCUAUAAAAGCAAGAAUCAAGGAAUGGAGUGCAGUGACAUUAUUCUCUACGCUAUUGGGACUUAAAUGGCGGAUUCAGUGUCGGUGGACAUGGAAGCCAUCUCUCCUCCACCUGAGGAACAUAUAAUAAGAACUCGUCAUGGUCGUGUCUCCGUUGCUGUGUAUGGGGACCAGGACAAGCCAGCGCUAAUCACGUAUCCUGAUUUGGCUUUAAAUUAUGUCUCCUGCUUUCAGGGGUUAUUAUUUUGUCCAGAAGCCUGUUCACUGCUGCUCCACAAUUUCUGUAUAUAUCAUAUUAGUCCACCUGGGCAUGAGUUGGGAGCUGCUGCCAUUGAUCCAGAUGAUCCAAUUCUUUCUGCUGAUGACUUGGCUGAUCAAAUAGCUGAAGUUCUUAACUAUUUUGGUCAUAGUACAGUCAUGUGUAUGGGAGUAACUGCUGGGGCUUACAUUCUUACCUUAUUUGCUAUGAAGUAUAGACAUCGUGUUCUUGGUUUGGUACUAGUUUCUCCUUUAUGUAAAGCACCAUCUUGGACUGAAUGGUUGUACAACAAGGUCAUGUCAAAUUUACUCUACUUUUAUGGCAUGUGUGGGGUGGUAAAAGAAAUAUUGCUAAAGCGGUACUUUAGCAAGGAAGUUCGAGGCAGUGAUUAUUUGUCAGAGUCAGAUGUAGUUCAAGCAUGCCAAAGGUCAUUGGAUGAGAGGCAGAGUUUGAAUGUGUGGCGGUUCCUUGAAGCAAUUAAUGGGAGAUAUGACAUAAGUGAAGGAUUGAGAAAAUUACAGUGUCGUUCACUAAUUUUUGUUGGGGAUAUGUCUCCUUUCCACGCUGAGGCUCUUCAUAUGACGUCCAAGUUGGAUAGACGACUCAGUGCCCUAGUCGAGGUUCAAGCGUGUGGAUCAAUGGUAACAGAGGAGCAACCUCAUGCCAUGUUAAUACCGAUGGAGUAUUUUCUCAUGGGAUAUGGCUUGUACAGACCAUCUAAGCUGAGUGUCAGCCCAAGAAGUCCCCUGAGUCCCUCUUGCAUUUCUCCUGAGCUUUACUCUCCAGAGAGUAUGGGUUUGAAAUUGAAACCAAUAAAGACACGGAUUUCCGUGGAGAUAUAGUAGUAGUAGUAGGUGAAUAAAGAUUGCCGCUCUUUUUGUUUUGAUUGUUGAACAAGUUUAUAUAUAGUUCUUUGUUUUGUCAAAAAUCUGACAAGGGAGGGAUGUCAUAACCUUGUAGAUAGAGGGAGACUUGGAAAGAAAUAAACAGAGGGAAAAAAAGGGGGAAGAGUUUAGUUGAAAGCAGCUGUAGUCAUUCUUUGAUUUGUAAUCAUAGACUUUCGUUUGGUUGGUAAAGCUUCGAAAUUGUUGUUUUUGGACAAAUAAAAAUAAUAAAGUUCUUGUUACCACUGUAAAGCUAACACGGUGAGCAAGCAUAAUGCCGACACCAUGCAAUGCUA